This is a messenger RNA of Adineta steineri, 3033 nucleotides long. The record is from the annotation of a GenBank genome assembly. NCBI's taxonomy places the organism in Eukaryota, Metazoa, Rotifera, Eurotatoria, Adinetida, Adinetidae.
AUGGAAGAACAACCACAAAAACAGCAACAGCAACAACAACAGCCCCAGUCACCCGAAUAUGAAAUGUCUGUUGAUAAUCCGGAUGAAGAUGAACUUUGGUUGAGUGGUCAUCGAUCUAUAUUCUCAUCUUAUGGAAGUUGUUGUCGUAAAGCACCACCACAACUUCGUGAUAGUCAAUACGAAGGCUUUCAUUGGGAUUUAUAUGAAGAUCGUAAUUAUCAUCAUCUUGCUUUUGAACAAGAACAACAAGAAAUUCCUGCUCCAUGUCAAGCAACAAGUCUUUCUGAAUGGUCAAUGCGUUUAAGUUCAGGUGUUAUCGGUGGUGGAGGUGAUACUGAAGAUGAUGCCGAUGUUGAAGGUGAUGAUACAACCUCAUCGUCUGACCCACCACGUACAUCAUGGCAUGCUAUAAAAUCAAAAUCUAUUCAUCGAAGUUGUUCAUCAUCAUCAGCUAAUACAUCAGAUGCGAGUGGUCAUCGAUCACGUAGUCCACUAACAUUAUAUCGUUUAUUUCAACGUACAAGAUCUCAACAACACCCGUGUCGUUUAUAUCAAAAUUUUAGUGAUAAAAGUAUAUGUGAUUCAUUAACAUCAUCAUCUUGUUCAAAUUUAAAUAAAUUAAAUGAAUCAAUGAAACAAGAAUAUAAAAUACCAAUACCAAGAUUUAAAUUAAAAAGUCCAACAACUUUUUCACAAUUAAAAUUAAAUAAAUCCAGUAGUCAUAAUGAUCUCUCAUCAUCAACGGAACAGUCAUCAACAAAAAGUAAAGACCAUUUCAAGGUUUCUAAUCAAAUUGUUGCACCACGACAUAGUGUUGAUCAAUGUCUUCAAACAUCUAUACAUGUUGACAAUAAUCUGUCAUCUCAACCUAAAUCAACACGUCGUUUUAUUCCACGAUCAACUUCUCGACCUAUAAACACAGACAAUCAUUGUUUGCAAACAGACAAUGGAUCCGUAACGCGUUCGAAAAGUGUUGAUCGUUUAUUGAAUAAUAAUAGCAAUAAUCCUAGUCAACCAUCAAAACUUCCAUCUUCAACAUCUCAUCCAUCAUUACCAACGAUUUCAUCUUUGCCAGAUCUUAGUUUUCUUGUUUACUAUGCGAAAGAAAAUCCAGCCCCGCCACCACCACCACCAUCUACACCUACAAUUCAAACAACACAUUUUCAAUCAGGAAUGAAAACAACAUUAUCUGAACCAUCAUCAUUAACAAAAAAAGGAAUACGUACUGUAUUCUAUUGUAGUAUUAAAGUGCCAUCGUCAACAGUAUCAUCGUCAUCAUCAUCUAAUCUCUUGAGACCUACAUCACUUCAUCCUCCGAUGUCAAUAAUGCAAAGGCCACGAACACUUAAAGAAAUUAAACGUAUUAAAAAUAUUAAAACAAGUCCAACAACAAUGAAUAAUAGCCCACUUCGUGCCUUACCACUUAGUCCAUCUGUUCCAUCAAAUAUUGACAAUCAUAUGAAAGAAGAGGAAACAGCUACACUUUCAUCUACAUGUUCAAGUACAUCAACGAGUGCAAAUAGUACAUCAAGUAGUGGUUAUUUUAGUAAUAGUUCAACAAAUCAUCCACGUCAUAUUCAAACACCUACAUCAUCAUCAUAUCCACUUAAAUCAUGUUUAAAACGAGCUAAAACUGAAGAUUUAACAAGUACACCAUUAGCGAGUACGCCAUCAACAACGGCGAAUGUGCUUGCAGUUGGAACUGCUGGUGAUAUAUUUACAUUAGCUGCACAAAAAUUAGCGGCUACACUCGGUGAUCAUAGUUUAAAAGCAGCACGACAUCGACGUUAUUCCGCACCAACUAUUUCAUGGCGUCAACAAAAUUAUUCUAUGCAGUUACGUACACGACAAAAAGGAUGUACAUUAUCUGAACAUGAUCUUCGUGCAAAGAAAAGUGUUAGUUUUUGUGAUGAUAUUGCUCGAAGACUUAUAACACCAUCGGCUAGUCCUAAACAUCGACCAACACCACCACCAAUUACAAGACCAUUUAGACAUGAUCGAGAUUAUUGUGAUUUAGUACCACGAGAAAGUUUAACAGAUAGUCCACCGUGUGAAUUUAAUUUAUCUGACGAUGAUCAUGAUGAUAAUAAUGAACAACAACCAAUGAAUUUUAUCGAACAUGCACCAUCAGAAUUAGCAAAACCAUUACCGGUUAAAUAUGGAAGUGAUAAAUAUCUUGUUGAUGCAUUUGCAAAUACAGUUCUUCAUGUAUUAGAAAUUAAAUGUGGUGAUCCUCAAUCUUAUUAUUUAAAUAAUAUAACUAACCGAGAACUUGAUCGAACACUUCGUCAAGAUUUAUGUCCAUUAUUACGUGAAGUACUUGAAGAUGGUUUACGACAAUAUAGUGGUUCUUUAUUUUCAAAAAAAGUCAAUUUAUGGCGUUUAAUUGAUUUAACAACACCAACAACGGACCGUUUGAAUGAAGCUAAAACUAAAGCACAAUUAGGACUACCCUCAACAGCUGAUUGGAUUGAAAAAUUCAAUGCAUUUAUUUAUCAUUUACUCAAUCUUCAUGAACUUGCAUCAUGGCUAUCACAUUUCAUAUCCCAUCGUGCAACAUUUACUGGAUAUUAUGAAUCAUGGGCAUUCAUACUUGUACAUGCAGAUAAUGAUCUAUUUGAACGUAUUACAAAUCAAUUAGAAAAACUAUCACCCUUACCCUUUCGUCUUAAAUAUAUUCAUUCAUCAAAUGUUAUUCCAGCAGCAAGAACACCAUCAACUACUACAACAGCAAAUCAACGUCCUACUUCAUUAUUACCAAAACGUUUCAAUGUUCGAGCUUGGUUACGUGAUCGUAAAACUCAAGUCAAAAUUUCACCAAAAGAACCACAAGUUCCUACUCCUCCUUCAUCAACAUCAUCAUCAAUAAAUAAACUGAAUUCAUCGUCUACAAAUCUACCAUCAAAACCAGUAUCAUCUGUGGCAACGAAGCCAUCAGCAGCCGUAACAUCAGUACCACAACCACCAAAUGUUUCUGUACGGCGUAAACUUGGCUCAAUUCCAGUACCUAAACGACAUCAAACAGUGCAUUAA